AUCCAGUAUCCCAAGCCCAUGCGUGCGUGCACACUCUGCUGGUGGUUUGUUUCCUCUCGGUCUGCUCAAUCGACUGUACUCGAAAACCAGACAGGAAACUCCGGGACCAUGAGAUUAUCCGUCUGUCACUCUCCACAUUUGAUUUAAGCGUGACAGCGAAGCAAUACGCAGGGAGAACACAUCAAGGAUAACUUAAACGUUAAUUGAAUUAGCAUACUGUAGUCUUUUUGCUGAGCGGAUACACUCUAAUGUUACGUUAUAACCGUUACAGGAGUGGGUCAUUUCGGCUCAGGUGUUAUCUAGCCAUUACUAUCAGCAAAGAGGUGGCUAACGAUGGAUUAGUGUGAUGUCUAACUCAGCGAACCUUUUAUGUUUUGUUUGACGACUGCAUGAUUGCGAGAACUAAAACUUUUCAUUAACUGUUUCACUUUAAAUGUCCUGUCAUCAUAGCAAACGAGACAAACAACCUCGUCGUGCCUAGGCUACUUAGCUUAAUCUUCUUCUAGUGCAAAGAGUUAACGUUUCAUUGGUAGCAUGAAAGAAUCCAUCAGGUAGAGUUCUAGUGGCGAGGGAAAUGUUAUUUCAAACAGAAUGCAUGUUGGCGUCGGUAGUAUCGACAAGCAGAGCGAUCUCAAAGAUGCCUCAAUGCCUGCCAAAGUGGAAUCUGCGUGCUUUACUUUCCAACGUUUUAUGUUAUUUAUCGGUAUUGGAUUUGUCACGCUUGUAUCGUUUCAGCUUGCCAGUGGGAAGAUCACCGUGACCUCAUUUGUUCUUCAGAUUUGUCUCUAUGUAUCAUUUGUUUUGCUUUGUUUUGUCUUUGGAUGCUUUGGGUUCCUCUCACAGGAGAGUCCCAUAAAGUUCAUAAACUUUGACACCUCAACACACACACCGUACUUGCUGGACUUCUUUAACAAAAUACUGAAUGGGUCCUCUUUGCCACUGUUUGAAUCAUCACAGAUGCGACGAGUAGUGGUGUCACACAAUGUGGACAAGGUACUUAAAGAAGUGUUUGACUACAGCUACAGGGACUACGUGCAGUCGUGGUAUGGUCGUCUGAGUCGUGAUGAGGGCCAGCUGUACCAGAUGCUGUCAGAGGACUUCUGGGAGGUGAUCAGGCAGCUAAGAGGACGCCUAGCAGACAUAGACGUGGUGGACCUGGUGUGCAACGGCACGGUCAAGACCCUCCACGCCCACUUCUGCGACCUCAAAGCAGCCAGCACCAGUCUGGAGGACUUCCCCAAGCCGUUUGCCCUGCACCCGUGUCUGCGCAGUCGGCAGGAGGAGCUGCGCUUCCUGCGCUGCUGUGCCCGCCUGCUGCUGCUCAGCCUGCUGCCCGCUCGUCACGCCCGCUCCCCCACGCUGCGCCUGGUGCUCUCCGAGGUCAUCGCCGUCAAAGUGCUAAGGCCUUUGGUGGAGGUGUUCAGUGACCCAGACUACAUCAACCGGACGCUGCUGUCCCGGCUGGAGCAGCGCGAGCAGCUGAUGGAGCACCACCGGAAGGCCUACACCUACGCGCCCUCCUACGAGGAGUUCAUCAAGCUCAUCAGCAGCAGCUCCGACGUCGACUUCCUGCAGCAGCUCAGGUACCAAAUAGUGGUGGAGAUCAUCCAGGCCACCACACUGAGCAGUCUGCCCCAGAUGAAGAAGCAGAAAGGCAAGGACAAGGCCAUGAAGACGGACCUGCUGCGGGCGCGGAACAUGAAGCGUUACAUCAAUCAGCUGACCGUGGCCAAGAGGCAGUGUGAGAAGCGCAUCUGGCUCCUGGGGGGGCCCAGCUACGAGCAGCAGGAGGACGGGGCCACUGACGGGGCCGAGGGGGCCCAGACUCCCAGGAUCCUGCAGUUUGAGGAGAUCAUGUCCAACCCAACACGCCGUGAAUACUUCCGGGUCUACAUGGCACGAGUGGAUAAGGCAGCCGUCAUUAAAUUCUGGGAGCUGGUGGAGACCCUGAAGACUGCCAAUAAGAAUGAGGUUCCGUACCUGGUGGGGGAGAUCUACCAGAACUUCUUUGUGGAGAGCCGGGAGAUCCCGGUGGAGCGCGCCCUGCUGCGGGAGAUCCAGCAGGCGCUGGUGGGGGACACGGGCACCGAGGUGUUUGUGCGGCUGCAGGCGGAGGUCUACGAGAGCAUGAGGGAGCGCUACUACCCCUCCUUCCUGGUGAGCGAUCUCUACGAGAGUCUCGUCCACCGGCAGGGGCAGCGCGACCGCGCCGCCACACCUGUGCCACCGCCCGACGACAAGGAGGACAUGUGCCAGUCCUUGUCGGGUAGCAACACGUCGUUGGACAGCGUUGGCAUUAACGAGCAGGCGAAGGCUGCUACGCGCCUUCGCCAGAUCACCGACCGGCUGGAGUACAAGCGCCAGGCCCUGGGCUCCAUCCAGAACUCCCCCAAACCCGACAAAAAGAUUGUAUGCAAGCUGAUGGAUGAGAUCAGCACCAUGGAGAAGGAGCAUUCUGACCUUCAGGUACACAUCUCGCGCACUGACUGGUGGUGCACCAACCUGGGCAUGUGGAGAGCCUCCGUCACUGGUGGAGAGGCUGUGGAGGAGAACGGUGAGCACACGGCUUGUUUCUACAUCUGUGUGAGUUUGCCAGAUGCAGACGACUCCACACACAGCCGGUGGGCUGUUUCACGCAAGCUCAGCGAGUUCCAGAUACUACACAGGAAACUCACAGAGUGUUUCCCUGUGCUGAAGAAGGUACAGCUCCCCUCGGUCAGUAAGCUUCCGUUUAAGUCCAUAGACCAGAAGUUUCUGGAGAAAUCUAAAAACCAGCUCAACAACUUCCUGCAGAAAAUGCUGUCGGACGAGUGUCUGUGUCAGAGUGAGGCACUAUAUGCGUUCCUUAGCCCGUCCCCUGAGCACCUGAAAGUGAUCGACACACACAAGAAGUCCAACUUCACCCUUGCCUCGUUACUAGAGAGACUGCCUGGAGACUUCUUCUCGCACCAGGAGGAUGAUGGUGAUGACGACAGUGACCUGUCCGACUAUGGUGAGGAGGUGGAGGGCAGGAGGGAUCUACUGGCCGAGCCCUCCUUCAUGCUGAUAGGAGAGAUCUUUGAGCUCAGGGGCAUGUUUAAAUGGGUGAGGAAGACUCUGAUCUCACUGGUCCAGGUCACAUUCGGACGCACCAUAAACAAGCAGAUUUGCGACACAGUGAGCUGGAUCUUUGGGGAGCCGAUGAUCGCUUACUACAUUAGCAUAUUUCGAGACACCUUUUGGCCUGACGGAACACGUGCUCUCCUCGGUAACGCGAGGACAGAGGUGGAGAGGCAGGAGACCAAAGAGCGAGCUCAGAAGAAACUUCUAGAAAGUGUUCCAGAUGCCCUACAGAACCUAGUGGGGCAACAAAAUGCCCGCUUUGGGGUCAUUCGUGUCUUCAAUGCCCUACAGGAGGUCAAUGCUAACAGACACCUAAUUUAUAUCCUUAUGGAAAUGCUGCUAAGAGAGCUCUGCCCUGAGCUGUCUGCUGAAAUGGACCAGAUUGGAUCCGAUUCACUCUUCACCGAGAAAACGAUAACAAAACUCUCCUAGUUGUCACCAACUUAUCACAAACAGAUUCUUUUAAUCACUGCACACAAUCACAGAUCGACCCAAACUCCACCCCACCCCACGUACACAUUCAAAAAGAAAUACAGAGUGGCAGCUCACCUCUCACCUUUCUGAUCACACUAAUGCACUUCAAACUAUACAUGCAUAAAUAAUAACCAAAUCAAAUGCUUAUACUGAAUAAUCAUUUUUUUACAAAGAAAAAAGCGUUGCAAGGCUGCUAGAUGUUGGCAGUCAUGCAAAGCUAGAUGGACUGAGGGCAUGCGCUUAAGUUUCCUGCACAGGUGUUCACUUUGUUUUGUUUUCUUUUGUUUUGUUUAGCUGACUGGCUUUCGGCCAGACGCAGCGCCUCGCCCCUUAGCCCAUACCCCAGUGGGUGAAGCCCUGUCUUUGAAUCUUUCAUGGUUUGGAUCACUGUUCACUGUUUGGCAACAUGAAUUGUUUUGAACAUGAAUUAUUUUUAAAUGCUGGGUAUGUGCCCUUUCUUCUAGUCCUUACAGGAAGCAGGUCCUACUGUCUUAUUGUCAUGUUUUACAUAUUGUUUUCCCUCCUUUUUUCUAAUGUUUCUGCUUUUGUGUGUGCACAGAUAACCUGUACCACUUGUUCAGUUUAUUGUUUCAUUUUAAAACUAAUUUGAGGAUGUUGCAUGAAACCUCCUUGGAAGGUAUAAUGUAUUUAUUCUGUAUAAUUGUUUGAAAAAUAUUGUUACAUUUUGGACUCAAAGAGGUGACUUAAAGCAUUCUUUUACGUUAUUAUUUUGUAUGUCUUGACGCAUCACUGUGAAAAAGUAAUGGUGUUGUAGUAAUGUAGAGGCAGAGAUUUAUUUUAUACAAAAACUUGAAAUAAAUUCCAAAUGAAAUA
This is a messenger RNA of Alosa sapidissima (American shad), 4410 nucleotides long. Its product is annotated as sorting nexin-25-like. The transcript has 19 exons. The record is from RefSeq and is a predicted model, not a curated record. Lineage: Eukaryota; Metazoa; Chordata; Actinopteri; Clupeiformes; Clupeidae. Bases 592 to 3534 code for a protein of 980 amino acids. Gene Ontology annotation, cellular component: intracellular membrane-bounded organelle; early endosome membrane. Gene Ontology annotation, molecular function: phosphatidylinositol binding.